Messenger RNA from Scatophagus argus, 4762 nucleotides. It is a transcript of the gene kbtbd8, whose product is annotated as kelch repeat and BTB (POZ) domain containing 8. Gene Ontology annotation, molecular function: protein binding. The record is from RefSeq and is a predicted model, not a curated record. Lineage: Eukaryota; Metazoa; Chordata; Actinopteri; Scatophagidae. The transcript has 5 exons. The coding region runs from base 244 to 2058 and encodes 604 amino acids.
GCAGACUGAAAUAACGACUUUUAAAGUUAGAAUUUGUGUGCUUGUAUGUUCGUGCGGUAUAGUGUUACAGAUUAAUGGAAAGAGUCAUGACAUGUUGUAUUCUCGUUAAAAAAGGUCAGGCUCUAAACGACUCCUCAAAAGUGUUGGUUGUCGUUAGCAUUGCUAUGCAGCUAAUGUUAGCUGUCUGGCUAACUUUCGGCCGGUUAGCUCGCUGCCCACAGCUGAUUGUGUAAACACUUGUUUAUGACAAGCGACAAAGAGGUAGGGAAGCUGUUACAAGUACAAAAUGGGACACCUCCAAGUACCAACUACAACGGAGUAGAUGCUGUUCAUGCCUGUAACAUCCUUCAGCAGCUCAAAGCCUUGUAUGACGAAGCGCAGCUCACAGACAUCGUUGUAGAAGUGGACCAUGGCAAGACUUUCUCAUGUCACCGAAAUGUGCUUGCAGCAAUCAGCCCAUAUUUUAGGUCCAUGUUCACCAGCGGCCUUACAGAGAGCAGCCAGCGUGAGGUCAGAAUUGUUGGGGUGGAAUCGGAAUCCAUGCACCUCGUCCUAGACUAUGCCUACACAUCCAGGGUCACUCUCUCUGAGUCUAAUGUCCAAGCCCUGUUCACUGCAGCCAGCAUUUUCCAGAUUCCUGCUUUGCAGGACCAGUGUGCCCAGUUCAUGAUCAGUAGACUUGACCCCCAGAACUGUAUUGGGGUCUACAUGUUUGCCGAUGCCUAUGGACACCAGGAGCUGAGGGAACGCUCACAGGACUACAUCCGCAAGAAGUUCUUGUGCGUGUCAUGGGAGCAAGAGUUUCUCCAGAUGACCAAGGAGCAGCUUGUCAGCAUUUUGAACAAUGAUGACCUUAACGUGGAGAAAGAAGAGCAUGUCUAUGAGAGCAUUGUCCGCUGGCUGGAACAUGAUCUACCUGGCCGUGAGGCCCACCUAGCUGAGGUUUUUUCCCAAUGCAUCCGUCUGCCCUUGCUGGAUGAGGCCUUCCUCAGUCGGAUACCUGCCCCUUUCGCUUGUGCCCUGUCCCUAUCUAAGGACCCUGCUGAGGUGAAAGCCCGCCUCACUGGCACCAAUGGUUGCCCGCAGCGCCUGGGUAUGACUGCUUCUGAGAUGGUCAUCUGCUUUGAUGCCGCUCACAAACACUCAGGGAAGAAGCAGACGGUGCCUUGCCUGGACACAGCCACAGGAAGAGUAUUCAAGCUUUGCAAACCACCCAAUGAUCUCCGGGAGGUCGGUAUCUUGGUGUCCUCAGAGAAUGACAUCUACAUUGCUGGAGGUUACAGACCGAGCAACAGUGAGGUGUCCAUAGACCAUCGGGCAGAGAGCGACUUCUGGCAGUAUGAACAUGCUGGCAACCGAUGGCUUGCACGUGCACCUCUGCUGAGAGCCAGGAUAGGCUGCAGACUUGUGCACUGUUGUGGGAAGCUUUAUGCACUGGGAGGCCGAGUAUAUGAAGGUGAUGGGCGAAACGCAUUAAAAUCAGUAGAGUGCUAUGAUGCCAGGGACAACUGUUGGACAGCAGUCAGUCCUAUGCCAGUGGCCAUGGAGUUUCACAGUGCUGUGGAGUACAGGGACCGCAUAUAUGUCCUCCAAGGUGAAUAUUUCAUCUGCUAUGAUCCCCGUAAGGACUAUUGGAGUCAUCUUGCCCCGAUGAGUGUCCCCCGAAGUCAGGGUCUGGCUGCCUUGUAUAAGAACUGUAUCUACUACAUUGCCGGCAUCUGCAGGAACCACCAGCGCACAUUCACCGUGGAGGUCUACGACAUUGAGAAGAACACAUGGAGCCGAAAGAGAGACCUGCCCUUUGACCAAGCCACAAGCCCAUAUAUAAAGGCCAUGCUGCUACAAGGCAAGCUACACCUGUUUGUACGGGCCACACAGGUCAUGGUGGAGGAGCAUGUGUUUCGCACCAGCCGCAAGAACUCCCUUUACCAGUAUGACGAUGAGGCAGAUGUAUGGACCAAAGUCUACGAGACACCUGAUCGCCUCUGGGAUUUGGGUCGCCAUUUUGAAUGUGUGGUGGCCAAACUUUACCCACAGUGUCUACAGAAAGUGCUUUGAGGUAGCCAGUUUCGUGAACCCAGUUCUAUGAGGCAGAAGGGUUAGUGUGGUCCUGUCUGCCUGGUGCCUGGUGUUACUUUGGGUUUGCGUCACAAGGACCAUUUUUGGUUAAGUCUUAAGUCGUUCAAACUUUGGUUUAACAUGAUCAAAACGGGGGUGCUUUUAAAGAUUUGCAGUAUUUUUUUUUCCUCACGGCACCAGCUACCCACACUGAUGCUUGUUUUAACAAAACCGUUCAAUGAAUCGUAAGUGCAAUUAUCCUUUUUUCCCCCCCUUUGCUUGUUGUUGAGCCAUGUUGUGCUAUUUCUGUUUUAGGUAAGUUUUUUUUUUUUUUCUUUGCAAAUGAUAAGCAUGCGAACGAGGGUAUUGGCAAGGAAGUUGCCCUCUGCAGAUAUGGAUGCUAUAAGUCAGCAUAAAGUGAAAAUCUAUACAUAUAUAUAUACAUAUAUAUAUAAAAAUAACUAUAUAAACUAUAUACUCAUACGGGUAAAAUGAGUACCAUAGCUCAUUAGUAGGUUGUUGGCUCUGAGGUUGUUUUUUUUUUUUUUUUUUUUUGGUAUUCUGUGCUCUAGCCUCUCCAGUUUAUUUUAUAGACCAGUUUUAAUUUGCAGUGUGCUUGUGAUUUACAUUACCUUAGUGUUUUUGAAGCUUGAAGCUUUUUUUUUUUUUUUUAUGGCCCUCUCUUCCUUCACAUGCGUCGGUGUGUCAAACAAUACGCUAUGUGUGGCUUCUGAGCUAUCUUUAAGUUUUGUUUGAGAUUCCAGUUUCAUGGGGGCACGUGCCUCCUCCUCUUUCAGCUGGCAACCAUUUUGUGUUAUGUGCGAAGACAACUUCAGCGAAAUGUUAGAGUACUCACUCUCCACAUUGGAGAACUAAGGACAGAGUCAAAUUUGUGGCAACACUAAGUGGAAAGUUCAGACCAACUAACAAGCUUACCUCAGAAACUUCAGAUAUAUAUUUGAUUUGGAGAAAAGGGACAUUUCAGGCCAUUGUGGAAAGCAGCUAUGUGAAAAGCUCGGUUCAGCAUUGAGCUCUGUGGAGGUUGUUUUUUGACGUUGGAUUAUAAUUAUUUGAAAAAGAUUUAAAUAGCCUUCCUCUUAAAUGCCAAACAAAAGCAUUUGAGGUUCUUCUUGUAGUUGAUCUGGACAUGGAAAAUAAUUUUGUGGUAGCAAUAAGUCAUGGAACUGUGAUUAGGCUAUAUUACAUUACCUUAGUAAAAGUGCAUUAAGUGUUUUGUAUGCUUGUCUCUGCUAGUGAAAAUCACAGUAGCUCCAAUAAUGAUUGUGUGGCUGUUGCAUGGGUGCAGGCUUGAAGUGAUGCGUAAUUUAGUGCAGAUCAUUUGGGAUGCCAAUGUGCCUGUGGCUUGCAGAGGGGCAUCGAAAACUGUUCCUCCUGAUGAAGAAUAUCUGAAAAGUCUUACUCAGCAUUGCACUGAAUCACUCUCCACUUCAGCAGUCCUGAGCGGCAAACUUUUACGAAGCACCUCCACCACCUCCUGAACAAGCAGACUGUAUAAACGAGUAAGGGUGGCCUGGGCUGUGUGCUGAUUUAUCAACAGCCAUGUAUCCAUCUUUACACACCAUCACACAGAGGACACAAAUUGUUGGUGCUGCCUUUUUUUUUUUGACAAUCUUGUAUAGAAGAAUUAAUAGCCACCACGAGUGGCGUUCCCUGUUAAAGUGUGACGUUUUCAGUGCCGUCAGUGUCCUCAUGCAGGUUCCUGUGUCAUCUUUGCACUACACAUUUUCUUGGUAUUAUAUCUUAAGGAAGAGUGCCCCCACGUUAGGAUAAAGGUUUUAGUGACCACAGCAAUCAUCGAAGAGAUUUAGAUGGGGAAAAUAAAUACCACAAGAGUCACGUUCAGUAAGGACUUGAGGAUAUAACUUCUCCAAGAGAAGAUCCACUGUUGACUUUUGAGCUGAUUUUUAAUUGCCCCAGCUUGAUCGAUGCCCUCAAAACAGCCCUCAGCAAGUGUGAAAGAAGGUUUGAGCUUCAUCCACGUGUCUACAGACAGCCAUUUGAGAAGCAGGAAUGGAGAACUCUCAGGAUUUCUACUGAUACACAGUACUGUAUUUAAAUGUUUUUGUUAUGUGUAAUAUACUGUACUAUAGGUUUGCUGUACUUGCACAGUUUUUUAAACUUCUCUUCAGUUUCUUUUAUAACUUGAAAAAAAAAUAGAUGUGAUUUUUCUUUUUGUUGUCUAAAGUGGCUGUUUUUGUUUUCUUUAUGUAAUUAUCUAUUUAGUUAUGGUAGAGUAAUCCAGCUCUGUUGAGAGAAAAAAAAUGACUACCCGGCACGAGUGAGACAUUUUGAUUCUGCCCUCCCUUUUGUUGUACAGUAGUUUUUCCUUUGUAACAUCUGACCAAAACUAAGCAUUACAGAUCAAGUACCUACAUUAUUAUGUCACGUUUCAAACACCAGUCACAUAAAGCACCAAGCUAAAAAAAACAAACAUAAAACAACAACAACAAAAAAAGAAACCUGCUUUCUAUGUUUAAGAGUUAGUGGCCCUGUGGCUGCUCACACAGCUCAUCCUGGUCGUCUACAUGCAUCGCUCAUGGGUGCUAUUCCAUUGUGUUCUUCAUGUAUUUUCCUCCUUUUUACUUUUGCUGGUUUGUCUGUUUUUGGGUUAUAGUGGUGGUUGAGCUCAACUGUGAAAUACACAUUGCACAUAAUUUGAAAAAUAAAACUAUUAAAGUUGAAA